Messenger RNA from Suillus subaureus, 1896 nucleotides. RefSeq lists its product as uncharacterized. The record is from RefSeq and is a predicted model, not a curated record. The coding region runs from base 1 to 1896 and encodes 631 amino acids. The transcript has 5 exons. Lineage: Eukaryota; Fungi; Basidiomycota; Agaricomycetes; Boletales; Suillaceae.
AUGGAUCAAGGGCUCCGGUACGAUUCUUCUCGUGAGACAACAGUCCGCUCAAGUGAGGAGAGAUCAAAGUUUGAGGUGGAGGCCUCAGAGCAAGGCCUCUAUGGUCCGAGUUCAUUAAGAGCCGAGCCUCAUUCUCCACCACCCUCCACUCGUUUCUCAAGACUUACUGAUUCGUUCAGAAUACGAUCCCCUCAGUUGUAUAAUGUUGCUGAUCGAACGGUCAAAUACAUUCGGGGACCCAGGCCGAAAGUCGAUCUUCCGAGCCCUGUGCCCCUCCUCGGUCGCACGUACAACUUUAAAGGCCGUCGAUUUACCAUUGCACUCGAACCUGUGAUUAUUCGAUUCACUCGUCCACUUACCACUACAUGGCUUUUCGCCCUCCUCGUAGCGGCAUACAUCAUCUCCUUUUCCUUUUUGGUCCGUGCACAGUGGUAUACAAUCCCUGCGAGCUCUUUUGUCGGUUGUACAUCUGUCUACUGGACAGGAGACGCAGGAUGCGGUCUGGACGGUAGUUUGUGCGCGCCGUUUAGUAAUUCGUCUUUCGAUUUUAGAUGCCCGGCGCAAUGUAGCAGUGUUGUCCUGCAGAACCCGCGUUUGGUGGGCGAUGAAUCUGUGGAUUUUGUACCGCUCCUUGUUGGAGGUGGGGAUAUUCAGAAGACUUAUAGAGCUGAUAGUUUUAUUUGCGCUUCUGCCGUUCAGGCCGGCCUUUUCAGCGACUCAACAGGAGGUUGCGCAUCUGUUAACCUCGUGGGGAAUUUCACGAACUAUUUACCUGCAACUGCUUUUGGACUAUCUUCCAUUGGAUUCCCCUCUGUAUUCCCGAUGUCCUUUAGAUUUUCACCGUCUAAUGUUCUCACUCACUGUAUCGACCUCCGCACACCGGCGCUUGCUUUCAACAUACUUAUUACCUGUCUUCUCUUCCUCAUAUUGCGACCCAAAGCUAUCGUCACGUGGUGGUGCCUCGUCUGCAUCGGAUUUUGGCACAUUGCAUUGUUCUCCCAGCCUCAAGCGACCCCACCCCCACUAGACGUCGCCUUUGGUGCAUUCCUGCCUGCGCUUUUCGUCUGCUAUGGGUUCUGGCGCGUUGCUGUGAGGUUUACAUUACCUCUGUUUGCAAACGCGCCGUUUGAAGCUAUGAUAUUGUACCUCGCGCCUUAUUGGACUGGUGUUCUGACAAAUCUCACCAUGGACCAAAUUCCUAUUGAUCGAUUGACUGCAGCUGAUAUCAAGCAACAACCGGGGGGUGUUGUAGCACUUGUAAUCAUCGUCCUUAUCCUUCUCGUCCUGGUGGUCAACCAGAUGCGUGUUAUUCGGAAGACUGGCUGGCUGCCAUACUACCUCGGGUGGUACAUCCUUGGAGGCCUCGUGACAAUGGUGCUGGCGUUGGCGUCUGGCCUGCAGUUCAGACUACAUCAUUACAUCAUCUCGAUGGCAUUGUUCCCUGGUGUUGGCUUCCCGACGAGGCUUUCCGCGAUUUAUCAAGGGUUCCUCCUUGGAAUGUUCCUCAAUGGCGUGGCUGCGUUCGGCUUCGACUCGAUACUACAGACCGCUGCUAGCCUUGUCGGAGACGGGACAACUGGCUCCCCCCUCCCCACUUUGCUCACGAAUUCCACCACCUACAACGCCUCCAUUGCUCUCGCGAACCAAACCAUCAGCUGGAAUGGCAUGCCUACGGCCAUUGCCACGCAAGGUUGGAAUGGCUUCGCGUUACUCGUAGAUGAUGUGGAGGUGUACGUGGGCACUGCACUCAACUACUCACUUGCUGCACUGGAGGCCGACUUGCCACAUUUCUUCAGGCUUGCUUACGCAAUGGGGGGUACACCUGGUGAUUUUACAAUGCCUGCGACCCUUUGGCCGAAUGGAACUUGGGUGGACCCGCUACUCGGAGCUUCAUAG